ACGUGAACCGUCACGAGCUGUCAAACAAAAAUUAUAUAACCUCACUUCGAAGUACCUCCGAGCGAAUCGGCGGUUCGCCCUGCAUGAACUGGAACUAGAUGCGAAUUGAAUAGAGCGAGUAAUGUCUACAAGUGGCAGCGGAUCAUCGUUCCUGAAAUGGCAAAUCGCAUUGGGAUUGGGUGCGAUGGGCGCCGUUGGACUCGCCUAUUGGUACCUUAGAUCUAACAAAAGUGCACCAUUACAAACCAUUGAGGAGAGCAAUACGAUUGGAGAGCUCGAGGAAACAGAUUUUCAACGCGCCAAUCGUUUCAAAACUGAAGGAAAUGAAAUGUUCAAACGCGGCAAAUACGAUGAAGCCAUAAACCUGUACAACAAAGCUAUAGAAUCAAUCCCAGAGGAGUACAAAACAGACUUGGCCACCUUCUAUCAAAAUCGUGCCGCAGCUUAUGAACAAUUGAAGAAAUGGAGCGCCGUAAUUGCCGAUUGUUCGAAAGCUAUUGAACUGAACAACAAGUAUGAAAAGGCGUUGUUCAGACGUGCAAAGGCAGAAGAAAUGAUCAAGGAUUGGGAAAAUGCCCUCGAUGAUAUCACGUCCGUUUGUAUACUACAAAAUUUUAGCAAUCAAAGUGCACUGUUGAUGGCAGACAGGGUGCUUAAGGAGUUGGGCAAGAAGAAUGCAGCAGAGGCAGUGAAGAACAGAAAACCAUUGAUGCCUUCCAAAAACUUCAUCAAGACGUACUUUUCGUCGUUCUCGCAAGAUCCAGUCUACAGGAAGCUGAUGGAUACCUCUGAACCAAUGGGAGAUCAAGAAUUGAAAGGAUUUAUGAAGGCAAAAUUGGCAUUUGCAACGGAAAAAUUCGAAGACAUAAUUCCGGCUUGCACCGAAGAAUUGAAUCUGAGUGAGGCAGAGUCCCAACACAAAUUGGAAGCGCUCUCGCUCCGUGCCUCAUUCUACUUCCUGACCGGUCAGUUUAACGAUGCCAUCGAAGACCUGAACUCUAUUAUUGCCAGCAAGGACGCUCCCGACGAUUUGGUCGUAAACGCGUUGGUGAAACGUGCAUCAAUAUACAUGCAAACUGAACGUUUGACAGAGUGUUUGGAGGACUUUGAUGCUGCAGCAGCAAAGGGACCAAAUGUUUCAGACGUCUUCCAUCACAGAGGCCAAGUGAAGUUGCUAUUGGAACGCACGGAAGAAGCACGUGAAGAUUUCGAAAAAGCCGUACGUCUCAAUCCGAACUUCUCCAUCGCCUACGUGCAAAAAUGCUAUUCGGAUUACAGACACGCAAUGCAAACGCAAAAUGUAGACUUGCUUAUCGACAGUAUGUCGAGUUUCGAAAGAGCGAUAGAGAAAUUCCCCAGUUGCCCGGAAACUUACGUGCUAUUUGCCCAAGUUAAGACCGAAAAACAACAGUAUGAAGAGGCGGAAGAAUUGUACAAAAGGGCGUUACAAAUCGAUCCGUCUAAUGCCUCCGUUUACGUUCACAAAGGAUUAUUGCUGUUGCAAUGGAAGGGCGAUACUGAAAGAGCUGUUGAAUUGAUGAAGGAAGGCAUCAAGAUCGAUGACCGGUGCGAAUUUGCUUUCGAAACACUGGGUACUGUUGAGGUUCAAAGAGGGAACUUUGUCCUGGCCAUCGACUUGUUCAAUAAAGCGAUCGCAUUGGCCAGAUCUGAAUUGGAGAUGAUACAUCUAUUCUCGCUAAGAGAUGCGGCCGCAUCGCAGUUAAAGAUCGCUUCGAGGUUGGGAAUUGGUCCGCAGUAUUUGAGAAGCACCUAACUUUAAAAUGCCAUGUCCUGUAGACAGUCUGGAUACUAAAUUACGUGUGACGCCCGUUGUUAUGUAUAUUAUUUUUAAGUUGUUAGCAUUCCAAAUUUUAAAUACAUAUUAGAUUUAA
Molecule: messenger RNA, 1892 nt
Organism: Aethina tumida (small hive beetle)
Lineage: Eukaryota; Metazoa; Arthropoda; Insecta; Coleoptera; Nitidulidae
Gene: Tom70
Product: mitochondrial import receptor subunit TOM70
Exons: 5
Coding region: 122-1774 (550 amino acids)
Molecular function (GO): protein binding
Source: RefSeq, a predicted model, not a curated record